UGCUGCAGUGGUAAUUAUUCCUGCUGCAAUACGAUAGGCAGACGAGCACGCGCAAAUCAAUAUGUAUGCAACUAAUAAAUAAAUACAUAAUUAGAAAGUUGUUAAUUUGAUAGAGUAGUGAAGGAAAGUGAACAGAUUUUCUAAUGAAUGAUAUUUUUUCUAAUGUAUCAUAUUUUGAAAUAUGGAAAUAUAUAUUCUCUAAUCAUUUAGAUGGCUUUUCCAGUGAAGCAAUUUAUUUUUGGCGACUUCUUGUGCAAAUUACUGAUCGCAAGUGUCUAUAGGCACUUGUUUUUACCAAGCACUGACGGAAUUUCAUGAGGAAAAAAAUCUGAUAAGUUAUUAUUCUAAAAUUCUGAGAGAAAAAAAAGUUGUUGUAAAAUGUUGGAAUCUUUUAUUUAUUGCAAUAACAGCUAGGAUUAUAUUAUUGGAUAUGAUAUGUAAGCACAAGUUAUAAGGUAAAUAGAAAUUGUUUUAGUGUUUAUCAAAAGGAAAUAAAAAUGACAGAAUCGAGUGAAGAAGAAAACAUGUUGUCAAAAACUGAGAGAUCGCCACGAAAAAGAAAAAAGAGAAAAAAUAGGAAAAAGACUGUCGAAAAUAAUUUACAAAACACAGCAAAUUCCAAAGAGCCAAUAACAACUGCAACAUUGCCAGAUAACGAUGGCAAGAAAAAAUCUGACAAAAGACAAAGUGGCAGACGAUCUUUGAAACAUUUAUUUAAAAAACAGUCAGAUUCCAAUUUUCAAAAACUUUCAAACGAUGAUCUACGUGUCAGUACAGAAGACAUCUUUUAUGAAACUGGAAAAUUGGAUUUAUCAGAAAAAAUGCCACAUCAUACUCAAUUUGAUCCUAUAUUGCAACCGCGGACUCGACUUGGGUGCAUGACUUUAAAAGAUGCAAUGAAAGAGAAACAUUCCAGAAGAGAGCAAUCUCCAUCCAAACUACGCCUUUUAAGCAGUGGUUCAAGCGAAACGUCCUUGCCUGAUAUUAUUGUUCAUGAUUCAGACCAGCCAGCAGAUUACCACAGAAAGAAAUCAAGGUCAAAAAGUGCUGAAAUUCCAAAACGAACUCAUUUGCCCCGCCAUGUUUCACAAUCAACUGAAACCACUAAUGAUUCUGCGAUACCUUAUCGCGGAGAACAAUUGAGUAAUACUUCAGAUAAAAAAACAAAACAUUUACCAAGGCAGCAAGAACGGGGAAGAAAAUUGGACAAAACCCAUCAACACCGGCGUUCCCAUUCAAAAGAAUUCAUCGAUUCUGAAAAUCAAAGAGAAUCUUUUUCUGCAUUUAUUAACCUACGACAAUCAUCGCCGGCAUCUCGGUCAUCUAGUUUACAAAGACUACAAAGUCCAUCUAGUUUGAACAUCAGUACAAAAGACAGUUGUCAUCAAAAUAAGUUACAAAGUACAUUAAAUACGAGCGAGGAUGUAACCGAUCAAAAGGAUUAUAACUAUAAUAAAAAUGACAAUAUAUCAACAAUGACAAAAUCUAAUCUACCGAAUACAAAACAAACUGCAUUGGGUUUAAAUAAAACAGUGUCACAGAUGGCGAAACGAGGUUCAAUCAAUAAAACUGAUAAUUCGACAACAGAAAACACAUUUAAAAACAUUAAAGAGGAAAAACGUUUCGACAGACGAAGUUACAAAUCACCGCGGCGAUUUUCUGGUCGGAGUGCUUCUAGAGAACGAAAAAAAUCAGGAAAAGUGUCUGAAAACACGGAAAAAAUUGAAAAUUUAAAAAACGAAAAAAUAUCUGUGCAAAAUAAAAAUGACAAGGAUUUCAACCCUGAAGAUGCAACUAAGGAUAUACAAACGGAAACGGAUAUACCUGUCAAUACGGUUAUGUCAAGGAGUAUACAAACGUCUUUGAAUUUACUCGACAUUCAAAGUGACGGUAAAAACACCGGAAGUAAAACUGAGAACGAUCUCAAUGCUCCAGUCGUCCCAGUUAUUAUUGAGCCUAUUCAAAUCAAAAUAAAAAAUGAUUCUGAUACUGAAUCAAUUAUACAAAGUGAAAAGUGUAUAGAUGAAAAAUCCUCACAGAAUUCAUCCGAAAGCGAGGAAUUCAAAACACCAAAGCAAUCACCAUUGCCAGACAGAAAGAAUAUAGAUGAAACGCCAUCUUCAUCAUCUAAAGCACAUGGUAAAACCGAGAAGAAAAAAUCACAUGAACCGGAAAAGAAAUCAAAACUUUCUUUUUUAGCAAUUGUAGCAUUGAAAAGAAAAAUUGCUAAUCACAGAAAAAAGAAAAAAGACAAAAUGUCUGGUGAUGAAGCGGAGAAAAAACAAAAUGUAAAAGAGUCCGUUGCAGUUACGUCGCAAGAUAUUAUGCCAGAAGUUUCAGACAAACCAAACGAAUCUGACCUUGAAAGAGAAAAAUAUCUUUCUUCGUUUUAUUUUGAAAAUGAAACUAUUUUCAAUGUAGGUUCUCUUUCCUACUUACCAGAAACUGAUAUCUUAGAUGUAGACGAAAUCAAAAGGGAAAUUCCCAAUUCCGACAAAAAAUUAUCUUUUGAUAUCAUAGAACCAGAUGUGUCCUCUGACAAACCUAUGCCAGAUUCGUAUGUUCACAAGCAUGGGCAACUUGCAAAGCGAAGACAAAGUGAAGUUUUUCGUGAAAAACGUAAAAAAGCAUUACACUAUUGUAAAGUAUUUGUGGCUUUUCUCUUUUCUCACAUAGGUCUGUGUUCUUUAAUGGUGGCAUAUGCUAUAUUAGGUGGAACUAUAUUCAAAUUAUUAGAAGGUCCAUUCGAAAUGCAAACAAAAGUUAAAGUGAUGAACGAAAGGGUUCAGACUAAAACCCAAAUUUUAAAGCUAGCUUCUAAAUUGAUUAUUAAUAAUAAAACUAGCAACAAUGAAACUGCAAUUCUAAUGGAUAAAUUAUACAAUGACACUGCAGAUGAAAUAGAUAAAUUAUUAACAAAAUUCCAAACGGAAGUAUACAUAGCUACGAAAGUAAAUGGAUUUAGUAAUGCAGGGGAAGAUAACCUAGAAACGGAGGAGCAAUGGUCCUUUGCUAGUUCACUAUUAUUUGCUAUCACCGUCAUGACGACCAUUGGAUAUGGUCAUGUAGCUCCGAAGACAGACAUGGGUAGAAUUGUGACAAUAGGAUAUGCUGUAUUUGGAAUACCUCUGACGUUAUUGUGUCUCACUAAUAUUGGAGAUUUAAUGGCUACUGGUUUCCGAAUGUUGUAUGCUAAAGUCUGUUGUGGUGUUUGUUGUUUACUUUUUACCCCAAGUAGAAGAAAAAUGCAAGAUCCGGAAAAAGCGUUAGAAAGUGGAAGUAUAGAAUAUCAAGAAGGUAAAGCAACAGACAAAUUUCCGGAAGUGAUAAAUGUUCCGACUUCAGUUUGUAUUUUAUUAAUGACAUCCUAUAUUUUGUUAGGAACGUUGCUUUUUUCAAUUUGGGAAGGAUGGGACGCCAUAACCGGAACCUAUUUUUCUUUUAUAACUUUAAGUACUAUUGGAUUUGGAGAUGUUGUGCCAGGUACAGCUUUGAACCAAUGGGCAAACGAAGAAAAACUAGUUCUAUGUGCUAUGUAUUUAGUGUUUGGGCUCUCUUUAAUUGCAAUGUGUUUUAACCUAGUACAAGAGGAUGUAAAAAAUAAAUGUAGAUGGCUUGGAGCCAAACUAGGUAUAAUAGAUCAUUCAAAGUGACCGGAGAAAUAAGUGACUUAACACAUACCCUAUUCCGUAUAGAUAAGUCAUCUGGUGCCUGGUUUUCGAAAGUAUCUUAUGACUAUGACAUGUCUUAUGAUGGUCUUAGGACAUGUCAUAGUCGUACGAUAUGUUUUCGAAAGUGUCCCAAAUUACGAUUUGUCAUAACUGUUGUCGUAAACUUAAGACCCAUUGCUA
Messenger RNA from Mytilus trossulus (common blue mussel), 3851 nucleotides. RefSeq lists its product as uncharacterized. Gene Ontology annotation, cellular component: plasma membrane. The record is from RefSeq and is a predicted model, not a curated record. Bases 498 to 3653 code for a protein of 1051 amino acids. Gene Ontology annotation, molecular function: outward rectifier potassium channel activity; potassium ion leak channel activity. Lineage: Eukaryota; Metazoa; Mollusca; Bivalvia; Mytilida; Mytilidae. The transcript is spliced from 2 exons. Gene Ontology annotation, biological process: potassium ion transmembrane transport; stabilization of membrane potential.